Brienomyrus brachyistius is the source of this 2209-nucleotide messenger RNA. It is a transcript of the gene cd36, whose product is annotated as CD36 molecule (thrombospondin receptor). The record is from RefSeq and is a predicted model, not a curated record. Bases 1 to 1413 code for a protein of 470 amino acids. Gene Ontology annotation, cellular component: cytoplasm; caveola; cell surface. The transcript has 12 exons. NCBI's taxonomy places the organism in Eukaryota, Metazoa, Chordata, Actinopteri, Osteoglossiformes, Mormyridae. Gene Ontology annotation, molecular function: low-density lipoprotein particle binding; low-density lipoprotein particle receptor activity; scavenger receptor activity. Gene Ontology annotation, biological process: amyloid-beta clearance by cellular catabolic process; receptor-mediated endocytosis; long-chain fatty acid import into cell.
AUGGGGUGCAGCUGCAACGUCAAGCACUGGCUCCUCGCCGGGGCCGUCUUGGGAGCUCUGCUGGCUCUUCUUGGGGGUAUCCUCAUUCCAGUGGGGGAUUCUAUCAUCAGGGACACCGUCACGAAGGAGGUAGUCAUCGAACCGGGAACCACUGCUUAUGAAAUCUGGGCGUCAGCAGAGGCACCAGUGUAUCGGCAGUUUUGGCUGUUUGAUGUCCAGAAUCCAUUGGAAGUUGUGGAAAAUGGGUCAACACCAGUGGUAGUGGAGAGGGGACCGUAUACAUACAAAACCCGAUACCUGGCCAAAGAGAACGUCACCGUACACAGCAAUGGCACCAUCGCAUUCUUACUCCCAGCCGGAGCCAUAUUUGAACCCUCAAUGUCGAUAGGACAGGAGGAAGAUCGAAUCACAGCUCUGAACCUGGGUAUACCGGCUGCUCAUGCUCUGUUUCCCAAAGAAGCUCACACACUCCUGAAUAUUCUGAUCAACAUGAACAACGCCUCACUCUUCCAGAGCAGGACUGUUAAAGAGAUCUUAUGGGGUUAUUACGAUCCCAUAACGAAGCAGACAGUUGGUGUGUUCUACCCAUACAAUGGCACAUUUGAUGGAUACUACAAUGUUCACACUGGGAAGGAGGACAUCUCUAAGGUUGGGGUUAUCGACAGGUGGAAGGGAGAGCGGCAACUGUCAUACUGGAAGGACAAUUACUGCGACAUGAUUAACGGAACAGAUGCUUCAUCAUUUGCACCUUUCCUGGACAAGAAAAAGGAUCUGUUCUUCUUCACUUCAGAUAUUUGCAGGUCUGUCUCGGCAGAGUUCACCGACACCGUCGACCUGAAGGGAAUCGAGAUGUACCGCUACAUGCUCCCCCCCUUAACGCUCGCGGCCCCCACGGUCAACCCCGAUAACAAAUGCUACUGCCACAAUGAGAACGCCACCAGUAACUGCAGUGUGGCUGGGGUACUGGACACCAGUAGCUGUAGACAGGGAGUGCCCAUCUACAUAUCACUGCCUCACUUCCUGUAUGGUAGUGAAAUCCUGCGAGAGAAUGUGCUGGGCUUAGACCCCAGUGAAACGUAUCACAACACAUUCCUGGAUGUGGAACCGACCACCGGCUUCACAAUGAGGUUUGCGAAGAGGAUUCAGAUCAACAUGAUGUACACCUCCUCAGACGUGAUAAAAGUGCUAAACAAGGUUAAAGAGCACACUAUAUUCCCUCUGGUAUGGCUAAACGAGACUGCCGAGCUGGAUGAAGAGACAGCGGACAUGUUCAAGGCAGAGAUGUUAUCACGCAUCGCGAUGCUGGAGACUGUACAGGUGACCUUACUGUCCCUUGGGUCAGUGGUCUUCGUGGUCUGCAGCAUCGCCGCUUACGUCGUUCACAGGAAAUCCAAGCACGGACAGAUUGCAUGAUUUGGGACAUUUUCAGCCUGAACAUAUGCUCAGGAAGCAAGCACUGACCAUUACCAGAAAGUCUUCGUAACUCUGCAAGAUAACUAUUCUAGUCUGAGAAAUAUUAGUAUAAUUGGUGGCUACAAUAAGCAUUUGCAUUUCCUGCCUUUUGACAGAAAUUGAUUAUGUACAGUACUGUACAAAAUACUGUACAAUACUACACUGGCUGUAUGUACUGUACAGGUACUAAAGUCUUAGAUGACAUUUAGAUGACAAAAUGUUAAUUUUCUUAGUAUCGGUUUAUUACUUUUAACUACGUUUUAAGGUCUAUUGCUUUCCUUUGUAUCUUGGGAACUCGUUCGACGGUGUUUGCGGUCCAUGGUGCAUUUAAAUAUAACAUUAAUAAGAGCGCUGCUGUUGGAAUCUUAACGCGACUGCGUUUGUUUACAUACUAUCAACUGUGCGGCAGGUCGCUGCGCAGUUGUUUUACGUUCAUGUCUGAUUCGAGAUUGUUAUUUGAUUCGAUCUGUGCUAUCUCUCUUGGAGCCUGGUGGUAUGUUGGUAAGCAAUGCAAACCUGCAUUAUUAGUUUGCAUUAAUCAUGGUUUUCUUGUGUAAUGGAACUGAUAAUGUGGGAAUAUCUCUGAGACAUUACAGUUGUCUGAAAAAGCUGUAAUUCUAAAAAUGGGUUAGUAACACCCCACUGACCUUUUUAGUGGAAAGAAAGUGAAUAAUGUUCCUUUCGUUUGGAAUGUCAUAAUUUGAUUAGAUAAAAGGCUUUGGUAGUAUGUGUUUUAAGAUUUGUGAAGGGUGAUAUU